CAGCUCAAGUUCCUUGUGACACAGGGAUGACUAAUUUCCCAGCCGGUGUUUGUUGUCCGAUAAGAAAUCCUGUGACUAAUGUCACUUCAACUCUUUCAUCACCGUGUGUGAACAGUGCUAGUGACCAGUUGUUCACGGUAUUUGAUCGGUAGCACAAUGACAGUAUUUUAAACGCGGAAACUAGAUAGAAACAACUGACAUGAACAUGUUUUUAUUUGAGCGCUGUAUCCGUAAGUUUCGGAUGCUGCUGUCAUAAUUAUGAAUCUGCAGAUUUUUACACACAGUUCAGCACUAAUUUGACGCCGUAGUAUUAUAGAAUUCCGUACUUGAACCAAGCUGUCCUACUUCAACCCUGAUGAUGGAGUCAACUGAAAGAAGACCGAGUAGUGACUAUACUGAAAUAAUUAGCCGUCUUCCACUAAAACACCGUUUAGCCUAUGGUGUUGGCCAUGUUUUGAAUGAUAUAUGUGCGUCCAUGUGGUUUACUUAUCUUCUAGUAUUUUUUCAUUUGGUGCUACAGUUCAACAGUUUUUUAGCUGGCCUAGUGCUGUUAAUUGGACAAAUAGCAGAUGCAGUAGCCACACCAUUUGUAGGAUAUCAGUCGGAUAGAGAUGACAACUUUUGGCUCUGCAAGUACGGAAGACGCAAAACAUGGCAUUUGUUUGGUACAGUGUGUGUACUAUUCAGCUUUCCUCUGAUAUUCUCACCAUGCUUGAACUGCGAACAUAGCCAUCAGUGGGCUCAGCUUAUAUAUUAUUCUGCAUUUGUCAUCAUCUUCCAGCUGGGUUGGGCAUCAGUGCAGAUUUCACACCUUUCACUAAUUCCUGAUCUCACACCAAGUGAGCAUGAACGCACAGAAUUGACAGCUAUCAGGUAUAGUUUUACAGUCUGUUCCAAUGUAUUCGUGUACAUUAUUACAUGGGCAAUUUUGCACUUCACAAGUGAAAAUUCAGAAGCACAAAUAGGCCCAAAAGAUUUAACAAAAUUUCAGAAUGUAUCACUGAUUGGAAUUGGAGUUGGUGCAUUUGCAUCCCUGAUAUUUCAUCUGGGUGUCAAGGAAGCACCACCACGCAGUGAUGGCUUAACGCAUGGUCCAGGUGGCCGACGCACAGCAUUACACAUGCUAAAAGAUAUUCAGCUUUAUCAGGUUGCAGGAGUGUAUAUGGCAACUAGGCUCUUCGUCAAUCUCAGCCAGGUUUACAUCCCUCUGUACCUGCAUGAAUCGCUGAGUAUGAAUGCAGAAAGCUUGGCAAUAGUUCCACUUGUCAUGCUUCUGUCCAGUUUCGGAACAUCAUUGCUGAUCAAACUGUUAAACAAGAAACUUGGCAGAAAGGUAGCGUAUUUAGUAGGUGCUGCUGUGGGGUUUGCUGGGUGCUUAUGGAUCCAAUUUGGAUAUGGCAGUGCAUUUGUUAGAUACGAAAUCUAUGGUGUUGCAGCUUUAUUGGGUGCUGGAGGUUCCAUAAUGUUGGUGACAAGUCUUGGUAUCACAGCUGACUUUAUUGGGCAUAAUACUGAAAGUGGUGCAUUUGUGUAUGGGGCAAUGAGUUUCACUGACAAAUUGUCAAAUGGAGUUGCUGUAACUAUAAUACAGACAUUGAAAUGUGGCACACUGUGUGUUGGGUACUACCGAGAUGUAAUGACAUAUGUGUGUGGCGGUGCAGCUUUAUUUGGUGUUGUUGCUUUAGUGACCCUGAUGCCAUUCCAGAUAGGGAGAAGAAAGGAUGGUGCGGCACCACCAUACAGUUCACUGACUUCUGAAGAACAAACAGAUGGCUUUGUUAAUACCAGCAUCCAAAAUGAAAAUCAAGCUGGCCUGAUAUCUUAAUAUAUAAUUGUUGUUACUAUAUGACUGUUGACUGUGAUAUAUUUUGUAAAUGAUACUGACUCAUAAUCUUAGUCACUUAUAAUUUGUUGUUUUGUGUGAAGUUUUAUUGCACCUACUGUUUCAAAAAAAUUGUUUCCUUGUUUGUUUAUAUAUAUAUUCAUCAUCAAGUAUGUGUGCAAUGAUUGCUUUAGCAAAUGUUGUAUUUAUUUAUUUCUUGUUUAAUGAGUGUAGUUUAAAAUGUUUUGCACAGACACUACAUGGAAGAUAACUGGCAGGAGACUUUCAAAACUAUACUUCAAAAGUUUUGUGAUGUUGCCUCCUAGACAACACAUUUUUUAAAAAAGAUUACAAGUAGUACAGUUUUAUUUUAUUUAUUUAUUUUUAAUAUUGCUUGUACUAUCGCUAAAGAAUUUCAUUCUAUACUUCCAUCUCCAGGUGGAAACUGGAGUAGUGUAUUAACAAGAUGAUUUGUUGCUAACACUGCACAACUUUAAUACAGAGUUUCUGUGAACAGAUUUUAUUCAUAGCAUGUGUGUUUGACUUUCAAGAAUUCCCAUAUGUAAUCAUAAUAAGAGGUAUUUGUAUUUCUGACUCCAUUUAUGGCUGACAACCUGAAAAUCUGUUUUAGCAAACAGCUAGUAGUUACCUGAUCUUUGUACUAUGUACAUAAUUUGAUAAUGCUACAAAACACUUUGUAAAACUUCUUGUUAAAUGUAAUACAAAUGGGAAAUUUUAUAUUGGACUAAGUUUAAAAUAUACACAAUUGUUGCAAACAGUUUAGAUGACCACUUUUGAUAUUAUGAUAUUAGUUUACACUACAUUGGAGAACAAUAUGAGCUUUUUGUUUUCAUUUUUGUAAUCCAACUGAAUGUGGUCUUUUAUGCUGUGGUUAAUACUUUUAUUUCAGUUGUUAAUUUCCAAAAAAAUGAAAGAUGUUUCCAAUAUGCCAUACAGUACUCUUAAAGGCCAAUGUAACCAGAUCCAAUUCCAUUUUAGCUUUCUUGUAUCUUCUGCAAAAGUACUUCAGAUUUUACUCUUACACAUAUUCUCUCUUCUUUCAUUUCCUCUGUACGGGGGGUGUCUUGUAGGAAAGGCAUAUUGUAGCUAGUCACUAACAGGAGUAGACGUUCAAAGUAACAUAACUGAAACUAUUUCCAAAACUGACUUUUUUUAUUUGUUAUUUAUGUGAACUUCAUUAACUAGGCAUCUUGUGUGAAUAUUUUAUGAGCAAAUUAGCACCAUUUCUGAAUUUGAGUGCAGGCACAUUUCUUUGAUAGACAUGAUCUUUGAGAUAGUUCACUCUUAGACUCCAUUCAUGUAUCAUAAGAAACUAACAGUUGACAAUUGUAAUUGAUUUUCAUGUUGACCUCUGAAUUCUUCAACAGCAUGUUCGAGAAAGGUGUCAUAGUUUUAGUGUUCAAAUCAUUGAAUUAAGUGCUCUUGAGUCUUCAUAUAAGUUAUUUGUUUCUCCUUUAAUGUUAACCCAUUAAGCUGUCCACAAAUAACUUAUGAUUGCAUUAUGUUAUCACCUUUUGUAUCUUAUAUUCCCCUUCAAAUUUUCACUUACAAAGUCUGCACUUGCCAAAUUUCAUUUCACUGAGGCCUCUUGUAUGUGUUUGUACUUAGAAUACAGAAAAUUUAAAAUAUUGGCAUAAAAUCUAUGCUCACACAUUUGCGUUGCAGAUGAGUGUCUCACCAUAUCAUGCAGUGGUAUUGUAGCAGCAUGCAGCAUGGCAAAUGUCUGGCGAUAUUUAGAGAGUGAAUUUUACACUGUGGCAGUAUUUAAAUAUUCAUUCCACCCUACAGGUAGCAGACUGGAAUUGAUCUUGUACCCAUCGGUUACACGUAGCCACAGCAUCAUUGACUGUAGGUCCUUUCCUGGCAGUUGCUGGUGUGGUUUCUUGCUUUUAUCAGCAAGUCCUCUUUCUUUGCAGAGCUGUUGCGAAGCUUGUGUGUCUCAAUAGAUUCUCUGUAUAGAAGGUUUGACAGCUCUUGAUGGCAUAUCCUACGUGUGCCAUCAAUUUUUAUU
Molecule: messenger RNA, 3854 nt
Organism: Schistocerca cancellata (South American locust)
Lineage: Eukaryota; Metazoa; Arthropoda; Insecta; Orthoptera; Acrididae
Product: major facilitator superfamily domain-containing protein 12-like
Exons: 11
Coding region: 356-1825 (489 amino acids)
Biological process (GO): carbohydrate transport
Cellular component (GO): membrane
Molecular function (GO): symporter activity
Source: RefSeq, a predicted model, not a curated record